AAAGCCCCCUCCGCAUUCACCCUCCCAUCGCCCACUCUUCUCCUGUAAUGGCUGGCGGCGUCCCGCACUUCGAUCCGCCCAUGCUCCGCGCCGGCUCUUAUCUCGGAGAGAUCUCAGCACUGUCCUUCCUCCCUCUCCCUUCUCAUCUCUCUUCCCACCCUCUUCUUAUCGCCGGAACCGGAUCUGAGCUCCUUCUUUACAACCUCGAGACUGGGACUCUCCUACGCUCCUUCCACGUCUUCGACGGGGUUCGCGUCCACGGUGUAUCUGUUCGAUUUUCCCCCGAUCCUUUAAUAGCGGUCUUUGGGGAAAAGAAAGUCAAGCUUUUUAUCCUUCGUGUGGAAGCUAAUCCGUUGCAGGUGAACAUUGAGUUUGUGAGCCAGUUGCCUCGCUUUGAACAUUGGGUUCUGGACGUCAAGUUCUUGAACGAUGACGGUUAUCUUGCCCUGGGUUUUAGUGACAACUCAUUGGCUUUCUGGGAUGUUGAUAAUUCGACUUUGGUCGGGUGUUUAAAAUCUGCAGAGAGGUGCCUCUUGUACUCUAUGCGAAUAUGGGGUGAGGGCUUGGAAACGUUACGAUUGGCCUCUGGGACUAUCUACAAUGAGGUUAUUGUUUGGAGGCCUAGUUGUCAUGACCUGCAUGCAUCCGUAGAGUCUUUGGAGCCCAUCACUGAAUGCACAAUUCAUGAUAAGGCUACUCAAAAUGGAUAUCAACAAUUUUUGCCUAUCUAUUUGAGCAGACUCACUGGCCAUGAGGGUUCAAUAUCUCGUAUUUCAUGGUCUAUUGAUGGAUCCAAAUUGGUGUCUGUUUCUGACGAUCGAAGUGCUCGCAUCUGGAUGCCCAACAACAAUGGUCUAAACUAUCAUGGUUUUGAGGACAAUCUCAGGAGUAAUGCCUCAAAUAAUAUUGCGCUUUUUGGACACACUGCUAGAAUUUGGGACUGCCAUAUAUCCGAUUUUUUAAUUAUCACAGUUGGUGAGGACUGUACCUGUCGGGUGUGGGAUUUGGAUGGUAACCUGCUUUUGAUGUUCAAAGAACACAUUGGAAGAGGCAUAUGGCGAUGUUUAUAUGAUCAAAGCUCAUCCCUUCUUGUCACGGCUGGAUUUGAUUCGGCCAUUAAAGUGCGUCGGGUGUGCUCUCCUGUAAGUAGAGAACCAACGAAAGAAGAUAAAUUGCUGAAUGAUGUGAAGAAUGCAAGAGAGAUAUUUACCAUUGCUGCUCCUCAAGUAACAAGACAGCAAGGUCUGAUCGACAGCAAAAGUGAAUAUGUACGUUGCUUGUGUUUUGCUCAAGAAAAUGUCCUCUAUGUUGCCACUAAUAAUGGUAUUUUAUAUCAUGUUGAGAUUUGUAAUCCCGGUGCUGUAAGAUGGAUUCAACUUGCACAAGUCAGUAAAGAAUCACCAGUUAUUUGCAUGGAUUUAAUAUCUAUCAGAUCAUAUAAAACUUCGUUUAUGGAGUAUGCCAUUGCUAUUGGUGAUGGCAUGGGAAAAGCUACUGUCAUGAAGCUGAUUGGUGGGAAAUCAACUUCUAUGGUGGUUUUCUCUCUUACUUGGACUGCUGAAAAGAAAAGGCAACUGUUAGGAAUCUAUUGGUGCAAAUCUCUAGGUUGUAGACACCUUUUUACAGUUGACCCUAGAGGAGUGUUAAAACUUUGGAAAAUAAACAUUCCUUUAGACUCUGACACUGAUGAAAACAAUUUGAAACCCAAGGUCUCUUUUGUUGCGGAGUUCACAUCACAUUUUGGGGCGCGUAUCAUGUGUAUGGAUGCAUCAACUAGAGAGCAGGUUUUAGUAUGUGGUGAUCAACGUGGAAAUCUUACUUUAUAUCCCUUGUCAGAAGACAUAAUGAACGCUGAUUCUAUUGAAAUUGUGGAAAAGGUUUCCAUAAUAAAUCAGUUUAAAGGAGCACAUGGAAUUUCUACUGUAACCAGCAUCAUGAUUACUAUGUUGGGUUUUAAUCAAUUGGAAAUACGCACAACAGGAGGUGAUGGUUGCAUUUGCUAUUUCAAAUAUGAUAAGAACUGCCAAAUACUGGAAUUUGUUGGAAUGAAGCAGGUGAAAGAGUUAAGUACAAUUCAAUCUGUCCACACAAGUUCCAUCUCUGUUAUAGAGUCUCAAAUGGGUAAAUAUGCAAUAGGCUUUACAUCUGCGGACUUCAUCAUGUGGAACCUAGCAAAUGAAACAAAGAUGUUAGAAAUUCCUUGUGGUGGAUGGCGGCGCCCAUAUUCUUAUCAUCUGGGAGCUGUUCCUGAGUAUCAGUUCUGCUUUGCAUUUGUUAAGGAUCAUAACAUCCAUAUACAUAGGCAGUGGGUGCCCGUCUAUGAAAGACAGCAACACACACAAGUUUUGCACCUGCAAUACCAUGGAAGAGAGAUUCAUGCUGUGUGUUUCAUAUCAUUUAUGUUGCAAUCAAAUCCAGAAAAACAUUUUGAUUCGUUGAUUGCAACAGGUUGUGAAGAUGGAACAGUGAGAAUAACAAGGUGCACACCUUUGAGCUUAGAAAGUUGGCGUGAGUCAAAGCUACUUGGCGAGCAUAUUGGUGGAUCAGCAGUGAGAUCUAUAUGCUUCACAUCAAAGAUAUAUUCAAUUGGGGCUGGUCAAACAUUCUGUUCUUUGAAUGAUGUUUUAGAUUGCAGCAAAAUUGAGCCUCUCCUACUUAUUUCAGUCGGUGCCAAACAAGUUUUAACCUCAUGGAUUUUGCGUUAUCAGACAGCAGAUCUUACUGAGGAGCAUCUUGAUACGAGAGUAUCAGAAACUGCUUACUGUUCUUCCAAUGGUAAACAUUCUCCUAUUUCUUUUCAGUGGCUUGCCACUCAUACCCCAUCUAACAAUGCCUGCGCACGGAGAAGAUUGAAAAAAUUGCCAGAAACCACUGAACAUAGAAAUGCCUCUCCAAUUGUCUCUGAUGCGAAACCAGAAGCAUCUAUAGUUGAAAACAUAGAACAAAAUUCCAUUUCUGCAUCUUUAGAUAUAAACGAAAAUGAUUGGAGAUACCUUGCAGUCACUGCAUUUUUGGUGAAACAUGUUGAUAGCAGGUUUACAACUUGUUUCAUUGUUGUUGCUUGUUCGGAUGCAACAUUAUCACUGAGGGCUCUUCUUUUGCCUUACCGCCUUUGGUUUGAUGUUGCUUUAUUGAUGCCACAACCAUCUCCCGUUCUUGCGCUGAAACAUGUUGCUGUUCCUCUUUGUAUCAGUGCUUAUGGUAUUAUUUCAACUCGUGUAAUGCAUAUUAUUAUUAGUGGAUCUACAGAUGGUAGCAUCUCUUUCUGGGAUCUUACUGAAGUAGUGGAGAAUUUUAUGCAGCUUGUUUUAGAUUAUCAGCCUCAAUUGCUUAUUGAUUGCCAAAGAAGGCCUAGAACAGGGAGAGGAAGUCAAGGUGGACGAUUUUGGAGAUACUUGAUUAAUCAACCUAGUGAGAAGAAAAUGAGAGAUUCUAUGAGCGAAAAUGAACUUAGAAAUGGCUCAUAUUCCAUAAGUUCUGAACCUAUUGCUCCUGAAUCCUCAUGUGGGCAAGAAAGCUACCUUGUGAGUGAUCAAAUAGGUGGUCACCAUACCAGAAGUUCCGAUUCCUCCUUUUCCCCUGUUUCUCAUUCCAUGACCUCUUUCACAAGACGAGAACUUCUGCCUUUACUUGUUCUCAGUUCUGUUCACCAGUCGGGUGUCAAUUGCCUUCAUGUGUCAGAAGUGAAGGAUUCUAAUGACAAAUUAGGACGAGUUUAUUGUGUUGUAAGUGGUGGGGAUGACCAAGCAGUGCACUACCUUUCCUUUAAGGUUGAUGGGCCAAUGGCAAACUCAGCUUCAAGCUGUGGUAAAACUAGUGAUGCAAAACAUAUGCAGAAUAUUAAUCUUUCUCAACCAUCAGGAUCAAGCUUCGUAGAAAGGUGUUCUUAUAGCCUUAUGAAGAAUGAUCAUCACAUUAGAAUACUUCAAAGGCAAAGUGUCAACUCGGCUCACAGCUCAUCAGUGAAAGGUAUUUGGACAAAUGGCAUUUGGGUUAUUUCUACGGGUCUGGAUCAAAGGAUUCGAUGCUGGCAGAUUGGACUCUGCGGAAAGCUCAUUGAACGUGCUCAUUUAAUCAUCAGUGUACCUGAGCCAGAAUCUCUUGAUGUAAUUACCUCUGACAGAAAAAGGUACCAAAUUGCUGUAGCUGGAAGGGGCAUUCAGAUUAUUGAUUUCUUCCCACCAUGUGAUGAAGACUGAAAUCCUUGUUCUGCAUUCUGCAGUGCAUAAAUGAGUUUCUGUUUGAGUAGGAAAUCCGCCAUGUAGUUUUUGGUUUGGUUCCUACUCCCCACUUUCAAUUAUUUGAGAAAUAUAUGUAAUUUAAAACUAUCUGAUAGGUGCCUUGGUAGUAUCAAUUGAGCAAAAUAAUGGCUAUGCAUAGUUUGGAAUCAUAAUCCAAUUGAAACGAAUUGGAUCUCUGAUUUUUUUUUUCAAUCCUGUUCUAGGAGAGGGCUGUAAUGGUAAGAAACUAUAACAGUAUAAGAUCUAAUGUUUUAUUAGAUAGUUAAAAAUAUGUUAAUGUGCAAA
Dendrobium catenatum is the source of this 4526-nucleotide messenger RNA. RefSeq lists its product as uncharacterized. Gene Ontology annotation, biological process: tRNA methylation. The record is from RefSeq and is a predicted model, not a curated record. Bases 48 to 4199 code for a protein of 1383 amino acids. NCBI's taxonomy places the organism in Eukaryota, Viridiplantae, Streptophyta, Magnoliopsida, Asparagales, Orchidaceae. Gene Ontology annotation, molecular function: protein binding. The transcript is spliced from 20 exons. Gene Ontology annotation, cellular component: cytoplasm.